This is a messenger RNA of Caenorhabditis sp. 36 PRJEB53466, 709 nucleotides long. The record is from the annotation of a GenBank genome assembly. Lineage: Eukaryota; Metazoa; Nematoda; Chromadorea; Rhabditida; Rhabditidae.
AUGGACGACGACGAUGGCCCACCAGCAAAAUUAAAAAAAAGAGGUAAUUUUUCUUAGUUUCUUCUGUCCUCAUGCUCCCUUUUUAGCUAAUCAGACACCUACUGCCACGGAAAGACACGCUAGAAAGCUGGAAGAAAAUGACAUCGAUUGCGAGAAGGCGACUCUUUCGAACAUCACUUAUCUCGCUGUCAUCGGUCUGAAAGCUCUUGGCGUGGCGGACGCCAAAGUUGGAGAAGUGAUCAAAACUGUCGGCGAUUUGGUUGGAAUUUCAUUCCGAUCCGUCCCGGCGUCUGCGAAGUGUCGCAAUUUUGCUCUCACUGAUCUCACUGUCGGUAGAAGACAUGUUAAGGAGCGGCUCAGCGAGUACCAAGAACGUGGGAAAACUGUCUGUCUCGCAUCCGACGAAACUACGAAGGGGGCGAUGAAACUGCAGGCAUUUGGAGUCCAUUCUCAAGAUGGGACUUUCACUUGCGUAGGAAUUGACCACGUCGCGGAGAAAUCCGCACAGACAGCCUUUGAAAAGCUUUGUUGGACUGUCACAAAGUUGUCAGGGGCUUCCACGGACUUUUUGAAAAAGUUCAUGGUAUCUGUGACAAGUACGAUGUCGGAUUCGGCGUCUACUGAGAUUAAAUUUAAUCGCCUGGUCGAAGCCUAUCGCAAUGAAGUCAUUCCUGAAGUGGUUUCGAACUAUGCAGACAUGACGGACUAA